AUGUUGAACCAUCAGCUUGAAGAAGCUGCCAUGAGAAGUAGUCUGAUUCAACAUAUUGUUGCCAUUGGCCAGGAUCAAAGACGACUUGGGGCUAUAAUUGUUCCGAACAAAGAAGAGACUUUAGUGGCUGCAAAACAGUUGUCUGUCUUGGAUUCUGAUGCCUCUGAACUUAGCAAGGAAAAAAUGUCUACGCUGUUGUAUGACGAGCUGAGGAAAUGGUAA
Molecule: messenger RNA, 222 nt
Organism: Ilex paraguariensis (yerba mate)
Lineage: Eukaryota; Viridiplantae; Streptophyta; Magnoliopsida; Aquifoliales; Aquifoliaceae
Source: the annotation of a GenBank genome assembly